AUGCCUCCGCACGGCGACAAGAGGAAGCUCUUCGUCGCGGCCACCGCCGCCAACUACUUCGGCUUGCCGCCGCCCGCCGGCCUCGACGCCCUGGCCGCCAGCCCCGAGCUGGCCGGUUUCCUGGACGACGGCAACGAGCUCGUCCUCUCGGUGGCGCGCUCGCACGAGCAGCUCGUCGUCUCCAAAAAGAUUGAAGCUGGCGAUUCAAAUGAUAAAAUACUGGUAUUCUUCAAGCUGCGACCAGAUGUUAUCACAGAAGAUAAUCUUCAUACCAAUAUUCUUGUAUCGUCUAUGUUAGAUUCUCCUAUCAAUAUGCUUUAUCAAGCAGUGCGACAGGUAUUUGCGCCGAUACUAUUAAAGGAUGAGAAAUGGAGUAGAGAUUUUGAUCCCAAACUUCAGAAUCUUUUGCGUGAAUUAGAGGCAGGUUUGGGUUCUGUUCUGAGAAGAACAGAUAAUGCUGAAAAAGGAACCAAAUACAGGGAAGAUGACGUUCAAGCAAUACUUUCUCCAAAUGAUGAAUUUCAGUUCUGGACAGAACGUGCACAACACGGAAGCAAACUGUGCAGCAAGGAGAGAGCCGCUCAUUUUAAAGAACUGUUUGAGGCCAUUGCAUACGACUAUUACAACCUGGACAGCUUGUCUUUAUUUGAAGUUGUUGAUUUAGUGGAGACAACGCAAGAUACAGUUGAUGAUGUAUGGAGACAAACUGAGCAUGAACCUUUUCCACAGCUACGCAUGCAGAACCUUUUGGAAGUCAUAGCUGGUUCUCUUGGCAGAUUUGUUCAGAAGAAGUUAGGAACAUUAAAUCUGUGGGAGGAUGCCUUUCACAUCGUGAAAGAAAAUCUGAAGGCUGGCGUCAUGAUCUGUGAACAAUGGGUAGCAGCUUGUGAUCACCUGACAGGGCAACUGUGGCAACGUUACGCCCCACACAUGUGGCAAGAUGAGAAAUACGUUCCGGAACCACUAGGCAGACUUGGCAAGCGACUUGAGGAGGUGCUAACUAUUAGAACUCUCCAUGAGAAACUUACCUAUUUCUUGCCAACCGGUGAACAGCAAGCAUUGCACCUUGCUCAGGUGUUUGAGCCCUUUGCUGGCUUGAAUCCUGUACACUACAAUCCCUACACCGAGCCCUUGUGGAAAGCAGCAGUAUGUCAAUACGAAAGAAUUAUUGCUCCAGCAGAACAGAAAAUAGCAAGUAAGCUGAAGAAGUUUCUUUCAGAAAUUCAAGACAGUCCGCAACAGCUUCUUCAGGCAUUCCAGAAAUACAAGGAACUAGUAAAACGCCCAAGCAUUAGCAAAGAAUUGCUUUUGGAAAGAGAAACUUUGUUGGUGAAACUUCAAGAUUCAGUCAAAGAUUAUCGAACAGACUUUGAGACGAGAUGCCAUGGUGUUCCUGGGGAUUCUUCUGGGCCACUUGCAGGCAAAAAUCUUUCUGAAGUCGUUAAUAAUAUUGUUUGGAUACGUCAGCUGGAAUUGAAGGUGGAUGAUGCUAUUAAGAUUGGAGAGGCACUUCUUUCGGAUUUGUCUGGUUUUCGAAACUUCAGACGAACUGCAGAUGAUCUUCUAGAACAAUUCAAAGCGUAUGAACAAGAACAGUUUGAUGACUGGUCCAGGGACAUUCAGGCAGGUUUGUCAAACCCAAAGUCUGGUCUUUGUAUACAGGCUAGCAGUCUAGUGAUGGAACUGGAUCAUUCUGAUGGAGCGUUAAAAAUACAUUAUUCAGAUCGUUUGGUGAUCCUCAUAAGAGAAGUUCGGCAGCUCUCAGCACUUGGCUUUGUUAUUCCUGCCAAAAUACAGCAAGCGUCAAACGUUGCACAAAAAUUCUUCAAACAAGCGGUUAUUCUCAAACAGGUGGCACAUUUUUACAACUCUAUUGAUCAACAGAUGAUUCCAAGUCAGAAACCAAUGAUGCUACAGUCGGCCUUAGCGUUUGAACAGAUAAUUAAACACUCAAAGUCUGAGGGGGCAAUAACUUGGGAUAACCCCAAAGUUUUAGAAGCAUAUAUCAAAAAGCUCCAAAGCGCAGCAGAACGGCUUGCCACGGAAAACAGGAAGUUAAGAAAGUGGCACACUACUUUUGCUGAAAAGGUUGUUGGGCUAAUGAACAUUGAUCUGCUUCGGCAGCAGCAACGCUGGAAAGACUGGUUACAGGAGCUGCGAGCUGUAUUUUCUGGCCUGGAGGCUCAAGGUUUCCUUUCACGUGACAUGAAAGCUUGGAGACUGCAUUGGAAUCAUCAACUAUACAAAGCCCUGGAGCAUCAGUAUCAGAUGGGUUUGGAGGCGCUCAAUGAAAAUCUGCCAGAAAUAAACAUUGAUUUAACUUACAAACAAGGGAGAUUACAGUUUAAACCUCCUUUUGAAGAAGUGCGAGCACGAUAUUACAGAGAAAUGAAGAGAUUCAUCUCUAUUCCCAAUCAGUUCAGGGGAGUGAGUGAGGCAGACGAGGAGUGCAUUUUUUCCGUCAUGACCGAAAGAAAUGCAAGUGGAUUUCUGACUACUUUCAAUAAAGCAGAAAACCUGUUCAGAAGAUUGGCAGAAGUUGCAGACCAAUUUAAGGACUGGGUUGUAUUGGGACAAGUGGAUAUGGAAGCAAUGGUGGAGAAUCACCUUUUUAGUGAACAGGAUUGGGAAAAGAACUUCAAAGCACUGAAAGUGAGAGGGAAAGAAGUGGAGCGUCUACCAAGCACCAUGAAAGUAGAUUGCAUAAUUGUAAACUGCAACCCUGUGAAGACUAUGGUUGAUGAUCUUAUCCAGAAGUUGUAUGAUGUUCUUGUGAUGUCUUUAAGAAAAUCUGUACAAGCUCAUCUACAUGAGAUUUCUUCAUUCCUUAACGAUGCCAUGGAAAGUUUAAUAACCAGGCCCCAAAGUGUGGAUGAAAUAGCGCAAGAUAAUAUGAACUAUAAAAACUUAACAGAAAAAAAAGGAGAGGUUUUCCUCCUGUUUCAAGAAGCAGAAGGUAAAAACAAGCUUCUUCGGACUGUGGCUGGUGGGGGCAUUGACACAAUCAGCAAUCUGCGAGCUACAUGGGACAAAUUUGAAUUAAUGAUGGAAAGCCAUCAACUGAUGAUUAAAGAGCAGGUUGAAGUGAUGAGAGGUAACGUGAUGUCUCGUGUUAACAUGUACCUUCAAGAACUGGAGAAAUUUAAAGCACGCUGGGACCAGUUAAAACCCAGUGACGAUACAAUUGAAACCGGUCAUCAUGAUAUGCUGCAGAAAAGCGCUCAGACAAUAAAGGAAAAGAAAGCUGAGUUUGACGAACUUGAGGACACAAAACAAAAGCUAAUAAAUGACUGCCAUCACUUUGACUUAGAAGAGCCUGAUUUCUUUUUGGCUAAUGAAGUGCGUCGAGACAUCGAGAAUUGUGCGGAAGUUUGGGCGUUAUAUGAACAAUUUUACGAUGGCUUUCAAGAAAAAGCCAAUGAAGACUGGAUUACAUUUAGGAGCAAAACCUACUUGUUUGAGGAAUUUUUAUUGAACUGGCAUGACCAAUUGAGGAAGAUAGAUGAGCACACCAUAAUGACAGUGAAGCUGCAAAAAGAAGUUGAUAAGUACAAAAUGGCAGUUCCUGUCCUGAAGUAUGUUAGAGGAGAACACCUCUCUUCGGAUCAUUGGCUGGACCUCUUUCGGAUUCUUGGUCUUCCUAGGGGCACGAGUCUAGAGAACCUGUUGUUUGGAGAUCUGUUAAAAGUAGCAGAUGUCAUUGUGGAAAGAGCAGCAGAACUUAAGGAUUUGAACAGUCGGGCUCAUGGUGAGGUCACAAUCCGAGAAGCCCUCCGUGAACUCGAACUCUGGGGAGUGGGCGCCGUCUUUACGUUGACAGAUUAUGAAGAUAGUCAUGGCCGGAUGAUGAAACUGAUCAAGGACUGGAAAGACAUAGUCAACCAGGUUGGCGAUAAUCGCUGCCUUCUCCAGUCGUUAAAGGAUUCCCCGUACUAUAAAGGUUUUCAAGAUAAAGUUUCUGUUUGGGAGAAGAAACUUGCUGAGCUGGAUGAGUACCUGCAGAAUUUAAAUCAGAUUCAGAGGAAGUGGGUCUAUUUGGAACCCAUUUUUGGUCGUGGAGCAUUACCCAGAGAACAGGGCCGUUUCAACAGAGUAGAUGAAGACUUUAGAUCGAUAUUGGCUGAUAUCAAGCAAGACAACCGAAUAAUAUCCUUGAGCUCUCGAGCAGGAAUAAGAAAUGCCUUGAUGACUAUUCUUGACCAGCUUCAAAGAUGUCAAAAAUCCUUAAAUGAAUUUUUGGAGGAGAAGCGUUCAGCAUUCCCCAGAUUCUAUUUCAUUGGGGAUGAUGAUCUUCUAGAAAUCUUGGGACAAUCCACUAAUCCUUCUGUUAUUCAGUCUCACCUUAAGAAACUCUUUGCUGGAAUUCACAGUGUAAGCUUUGAUGAAGAUUUUAAACACAUACUUGCAAUGAAAUCUUUAGAAGGCGAAUCUGUCCCUUUCAAAAAUAAAAUCCUUCUGUCCAAUGAUGUUGAGAUUUGGUUAAACAAACUGUCUUCAGAGAUGAAGGAGACACUGAAGCAGUUAUUGAUCAGCUGUGUAACUACUGGAAAAAAAUCACAUGGUUCUAUUGAUCCGUCACUUUUCCCCUCGCAGAUUCUUUGUUUGGCUGAACAAAUUCAGUUCACUGAAGAUGUGGAAAAUGCAAUCAGGGAACAUAAUUUGCAGGAACUAGAAUUAGAACUAAUGGCUAAAUUGGAGCAUUAUACCAGCAUAGAUACUCAUACAGAAGAUUCAGGCAACUCAGAAUCUGGAAUCCUUGAGCUGAAGCUUAAAGCCCUUAUUCUUGAUAUUAUUCAUAACAUUGAUAUUGUGCGACAGCUGCACGAAGCCCAAAUUCAUAGUGUUGAUGACUGGGUGUGGAAGAAGCAAGUAAGAUUUUAUCUGAAGGACCAAAAAUGCUACAUUCAAAUGGUAGAUGCUGAGCUUCAGUACACUUACGAAUAUCAGGGUAAUUCCCCAAAGCUUGUUUAUACGCCAUUGACUGAUAAGUGUUACCUCACACUUACUCAAGCUAUGAAGAUGGGCCUCGGAGGAAAUCCUUAUGGGCCAGCUGGAACGGGCAAAACGGAAUCUGUAAAGGCUUUGGGAGGACUACUCGGAAGACAAGUGUUGGUUUUUAAUUGUGAUGAGGGCAUUGAUGUGAAAUCAAUGGGCCGGAUAUUUGUCGGUUUGGUGAAGUGUGGAGCCUGGGGCUGUUUUGACGAGUUCAAUCGGCUGGAAGAAGCCGUACUGUCUGCCGUUUCCAUGCAAAUUCAGACAAUUCAGCAUGCUUUGAAGAAACAUCAGCCUGUUUGUGAGCUACUUGGGAAGGAGGUUGAAAUGGAUCACAAUUCUGGAAUCUUUAUCACAAUGAAUCCUGCUGGAAAGGGCUAUGGAGGCAGACAAAAGUUGCCUGACAAUCUCAAACAACUGUUCCGGCCAGUUGCUAUGAGUCGCCCUGACAAUGAGCUCAUUGCAGAGGUGAUUUUAUAUUCAGAAGGCUUUAAAGAUGCUAAAAUUCUAGGAAGAAAAUUGGUGGCUAUUUUCAAUUUAGCCAGGGAGCUUUUGACACCUCAGCAGCACUACGAUUGGGGUUUGCGUGCCCUGAAGACAGUUCUGAGAGGGUGUGGAAAUCUACUUCGUCAGCUGAAAAAAAAUGGAAUUAAAGAGACAGUUAAUGAAAGCCAUAUUGUGGUCCAAGCUUUGCGACUCAAUACCAUGUCAAAGCUUACAUUUGCAGAUUGUGCUCGGUUUGAUGCAUUAGUUAAAGAUGUCUUCCCUGGUAUUGAUUUUAAGGACGUAGAUUAUGAUGAACUCCGCAAGGCUUUACAAGAAGUCUUUGAGGAAGCUAAUCUGGAAAUCAUAUCUACCCAGAUCAAGAAGGGACUGGAACUGUACGAACAACUACGUCAGAGAAUGGGAGUGGUCAUCGUGGGCCCAAGUGGUGCUGGCAAAUCAACCCUUUGGCGGAUGUUACGGGCUGCACUUGGGAAAGUUGGCAAAGUGGUGAAAUUGUAUGCCAUGAACCCCAAAGCUAUGCCUCGCCAUCAGUUGUUGGGCCACAUUGACAUCGACACAAGAGAGUGGUCUGAUGGCGUGCUUACAAACAGUGCUCGGCAAGUGGUCCGUGAACCCCCAGAUAUUACAUCAUGGAUAAUCUGUGAUGGUGAUAUAGACCCUGAGUGGAUCGAGUCUUUGAAUUCUGUCCUCGAUGACAACCGUCUGCUCACUAUGCCCAGUGGAGAAAGAAUACAGUUUGGCCCGAAUGUGAACUUCAUAUUUGAAACACAUGACUUGAGUUGUGCUUCUCCUGCCACAAUAUCUCGCAUGGGAAUGAUCUUUCUAAGUGAUGAAGAUACGGACCUCAAUUCAUUAAUAAAAUCUUGGCUAAGAAAUCAGCCUGAGGAAUGCAGGCACAAUCUUGAAAACUGGAUUGGGGACUAUUUUGAGAAGGCUUUAAACUGGGUCCUGAAACAGAAUGACUAUGUGGUAGAAACAAGUAUGGUUGGAACAGUGAUGAAUGGCUUGUCUCAUCUGCACGGUUGCACUGAGCGGGGACAGUUUAUAAUUAGCCUGAUAAGAGGACUGGGUGGAAAUCUCAACAUGAAAUCCAGACAAGAAUUAACCAAAGAGGUUUUCACCUGGGCACGAGAGUCUCUGCCAAAUCCUAGCAAAGCACUGGACACCUUUUAUGAUUCAGAUACUGAGCGCCUAAUGACAUACCAGCUGAAGAAGCCUGAAAAUUUGACUGCUGAUGACUUCAGUAAUAUUCAGACACUUCCUGUCAUUCAAACACCGGAUAUGCAAAGAGGUUUAGAUUAUUUUAAACCCUGGCUAGGUUUUGAUAGUAAGCAACCAUUUCUUCUUGUCGGCCCUGAAGGAUGCGGUAAAGGAAUGCUGCUUCGUUACGCCUUUUCCCAGCUGCGUUCUACUCAGAUUGCUACAGUUCACUGCAGUGCUCAGACCACCUCUCGGCAUUUUCUGCAAAAAUUAAGCCAGACGUGUUUGGUCAUCAGCACCAAUACCGGGCGAGUGUACAGGCCAAAAGAUUGUGAGAGGCUUGUUUUAUACCUUAAGGACAUCAACUUGCCCAAACCUGAUAAAUGGGGAACCAGCACGCUUGUGGCUUUCCUGCAGCAGGUGCUGACAUAUCAGGGAUUUUAUGAUGAAAAUCUUGAAUGGGUUGGGCUAGAAAACAUCCAAAUUGUGGCCUCCAUGUCUGCCGGAGGAACUCUGGGAAGACAUAAACUCACUUCCAGGUUCACGUCUAUCGUUCGUCUUUGUGCAAUUGAUUAUCCAGAGAGAGAUCAACUGCAGACUAUUUAUAGUGCUUACUUAGAACCUGUUCUGCACAAGAACCUAAAGAAUCAUCCUGCUUGGGGAUCAUUGGCAAAAAUACAUCAGUUGGCUGGAUCUAUGGUUCAAGUAUAUGAGCAGGUUCGAGCCAAAUUCACCGUAGAUGAUCAUAGUCACUAUCUCUUUACACCUUGCAUUCUUACUCAGUGGGUUCUAGGCUUGUUCAGAUAUGAUUUAACGGGAGGGACAUCUACAAAAACACUAGAUACUGUCUUGGAAAUUGUUGCUUAUGAAGCACGCCGUCUCUUCCGUGACAAAAUUGUUGGUUCCAAGAAACUGCAUAUAUUUGAUAAUAUUUUAACGAAAGUCUUUGAAGGCGAUUGGGGUUCUGAUAUUCUGGAAAACAUGGCAGAUAGCUACUAUGUAACAUGGGGAGCUCGUCAUGAAGGAGGAGUAGUUAUGGCUCCAGGGCAAACAUUACCACCCCAUGGAAGACCACUUGGCAAACUUAACUCAGCAGAUUUAAAAGAUGUUAUCAAAAAGGGUAUUCUUCACUAUGGACGAGAUAACCAGGAGAUAGAAAUUUUGCUUUUCCCAGAAGUUCUUGAUUAUGUAUCUAGAGUUGACAGAGUACUAAGUUUUCCUGGAGGUUCACUUCUGUUAGCAGGCCACAGUGGAGUUGGACGUCAAACAGUUACAUCUUUAGUCAGUCACAUGCAUGGAGCUCUGCUGAUUACACCCAAAAUUUCUAGAGGCUAUGAAAUGAAGCAAUUCAAAAAUGAUUUAAAACAUGUGAUGCAGCUUGCGGGAAUUGAAGCACAACAUGUUGUGUUGUUGCUUGAGGACUAUCAGUUUGUCCACCUUACGUUUCUUGAGAUGAUCAACAGCUUACUCUCUUCAGGUGAAGUUCCUGGACUGUAUACAAUAGAAGAAUUAGAGCCACUUCUGUCCCCUCUGAAAGAUCAAGCUUCACAAGAUGGCUUUACGGGACCAGUGUUUAACUAUUUUACUUACAGAAUCCAACAAAAUCUUCAUGUGGUGUUGAUUAUGGAUUCUACUAACCUGAAUUUCACAAUCAACUGUGAAAGUAAUCCCGCACUUCAUAAGAAAUGUCAGGUGCUCUGGAUGGAAAGCUGGUCUGAAAGCAGUAUGAAAAAGAUACCUGAAAUGUUAUUUACAGAAUCAGAUGAAAAGGCCGCUAAAGCAUCAAAGGAACACAAGAAAAAACAUUCUGGUGAUCCUGAUUUCCUAAAGUCAUUUUUGAUGAUCCAUGAGUCAUGUAAAAUGUAUGGAGCUACUCCGAGAAGAUAUAUGACUUUCUUGCAUAUGUACUGUGCUAUCCAUAACAGCAAAAGGGAAGAGUUGAUUAAAAGACAGAGCCAUUUGCAGGCUGGAGUGGCUAAGCUGAAUGAAGCAAAAGCCCUUGUUGAUGAGCUGAACAGGAAAGCUGAAGAACAAGGCAUAUUGCUCAAAAUGAAGCAAGAGGAGGCCGAUGCUGCACUCAGAGAAAUCACUGUUUCUAUGCAGGAUGCAAGUGAGCAAAAAGCAGAAAUGGAAAAAAUAAAACAGAAGAUAGCAGAAGAAGCUGUAAAAAUAGAAGAAAGAAAAGCAAUAAUUGAGGAUGAAUUAAAGGAGGUUCAGCCACUGGUUAAUGAAGCUAAAUUAGCAGUUGGAAACAUCAAACCUGAAUCUCUGUCAGAGAUCCGCUCCCUUCGCAUGCCACCUGAUAUAAUUAGAGAUAUAUUGGAGGGUGUCUUACGGCUGAUGGGCAUUUUUGAUACGUCAUGGGUGAGCAUGAAGAGUUUCCUUGCCAAAAGAGGCGUCAGAGAAGACAUUGCAACCUUCGAUGCUCGGAACAUUCCAAAGCAAAUCCGUGAGAGUGUGGAAGAACUUCUAGCUAAAAAUAAAGCAUCUUUUGACCCAAAGAAUGCUAAAAGAGCCAGUACUGCAGCCGCACCCCUGGCAGCGUGGGUUAAGGCCAAUGUUCAGUAUUCCUAUGUCCUGGAACGGAUUCAGCCUCUGCAAACUGAACAGGCAGGCCUCAAAAGUAACCUUAGGAAAACUGAAGAGAGAAAACAGAAACUAGAAGACUUGCUAAAUUCUGUUGGUCAAAAAGUAGCAGAACUAAGAGAUAAGUUCCAAGCCAGAACUGCUGAGGCAGCUAAGCUUGAAGCAGAAGUUGUUAAAGCACAAGAAACGGUGAAAGCUGCAGAGAUACUGAUUAAGCAGCUUGAUAGGGAACACAAGAGAUGGAACACACAGGUUUCAGAGAUAGCGGAUGAAUUGAGCACUCUGCCAAGAAGAGCUCAGUUGGCCGCUGCUUUCAUUACUUAUCUUUCUGCUGCACCAGAAGAUCAAAGAAAAGCAAGUUUGGAUGCCUGGACAAAAUCGUCUGGUCUGGAAAAAUUUGAUCUUAUGCGAUUCCUGUGCACCGAGAGUGAACAAUUGAUUUGGAAAAGUGAAGGUUUGCCCUCAGAUGUUCUGUCAAUAGAAAAUGCCCUUGUGAUAUUGCAGAGUAAAGUUUGUCCAUUUUUGAUAGACCCUUCUUCCAGAGCUACCGAGUGGCUAAAGACGCACUUGAAAGAAUCACGCUUGGAAAUUAUUAACCAGCAGGAUGCCAACUUCAUUAACGCCCUUGAAUUGGCUGUGCGAUUUGGGAAAACGCUCAUCAUACAGGAAAUGGAUGGAGUAGAGCCUGUGCUUUAUCCACUCCUAAGGAAGGACCUUGUUGCACAAGGACCACGAUAUGUUGUACAAAUAGGUGACAAAAUAAUUGACUACAAUGAGGAAUUUCGUGUAUUUCUGUCAACAAGAAAUCCAAAUCCUUACAUCCCUCCUGACGCAGCUUCCAUUGUAACAGAAGUUAACUUUACUAUAACAAGAAGCGGCUUAAGGGGGCAGCUUUUAGCAUUGACUAUCCAGCAUGAGAAACCAGAUUUAGAAGAACAGAAGACCAAACUUCUACAGCAGGAAGAAGAUAAGAAGAUACAGUUAGCAAAACUUGAAGGGACACUUUUGGAGACUCUUGCAACCUCUCAGGGAAAUAUACUUGAAAAUAAAGACCUAAUUGAAUCCCUGAAUCAGACUAAAGCGAGCAGCGCUCUCAUCCAGGAAUCGCUUGUGGAGUUCCAUAGGCUUCAGAUUUCUCUUGAUCAGGAAAGGGAUGCCUAUCUCCCUCUGGCUGAAAGCGCCAGCAAGAUGUACUUUAUUAUCUCUGACUUGUCCAAAAUUAAUAACAUGUACCGCUUUAGCUUGGCUUGUUUCCUAAGACUUUUUCAAAGGGCUCUGCAAAGUGAACUGGACUUGGGAAAUACUGAAGAAAGAAUCAAGUCUCUUAUCAGCUCAUUAAAACAUAUGGUGUACGAAUAUGUCUGUCGCUGCUUAUUUAAGGCUGAUCAACUAAUGUUUGCACUUCAUUUUGUAAAAGGGAUGCACCCUGAACUUUUUCAAGACAAUGAAUGGGACACAUUUACUGGAGUAAUCAUUGGAGACAUGUUAAGAAAAUCUGAUUCCCAAAAAAGCAUCCGAGACCAGAUUCCCUCUUGGAUAGAACAGGAAAGAGCCUGGGCAGUAGCAUCUCUUAAGAUCUCCCUCCCGACUUUGUACCAAACAUUUUGCUUUCAAGAUGAAGCACUGUGGCAACCUUUCUCACGGAGCUCAAUGUGUGAGCAAGAUUUCCCAUCUAUUAUUGCAAACAGGAUUUCUCUGUUUCAGCAGGUCCUGGUGGUCCAAGCUGUCAGGCCAGACAGACUGCAGAGUGCGAUGGCUCUUUUUGCAUGUAAAGCUCUGGGGAUAAAAGAGUUGUCACCUCCACCACUGAAUUUGAAACGCCUGUACAAAGAAACCUUAGAAAUUGAACCCAUCCUGAUUAUUAUUUCUCCUGGUGCUGAUCCUUCUCAAGAAUUACAAGAACUUGCUAGUGGUGAAAGAAAUGGAGAAUGCUACCGUCAGGUUGCCAUGGGCCAGGGCCAAGCUGACCUAGCUAUUCAAACUGUCAAAGAAUGUGCCCGAAAUGGAGAGUGGCUUUGCUUGAAGAACUUGCAUCUUGUGGUGUCGUGGCUUCCCAUACUGGAAAAGGAAUUGAAUAAUCUUCAGCCCCAACCUGGUUUUCGUCUUUGGCUGACUGCCGAAGUCCAUUCCAAGUUUUCUCCCAUUUUGCUGCAGUCAAGUCUGAAGAUAACAUAUGAGGCACCUCCAGGCCUGAAAAAGAACUUGAUGCGAACAUAUGAAUCUUGGACUCCAGAGCAAAUGAGUAAAAAGGGCAUUGUGUCUAGAGCCCAUGCUCUCUUUAGUCUGGCUUGGUUUCAUGCUGCAUGUCAGGAAAGAAGGAAUUAUAUCCCUCAGGGCUGGACCAAAUUUUAUGAAUUUUCCUUAUCUGAUCUCCGGGCAGGUUAUGACAUUAUUGACAGGCUCUUUGAUGGCCCCAAAGAUUUUCAGUGGGAAUUUGUGCAUGGUUUAUUGGAAAGCGCUAUAUAUGGAGGUCGUAUAGAUAAUUACUUCGAUAUGCGGGUCCUUCGAUCCUACCUGGAGCAGUUUUUUAAUUCCAGAGUCAUUGCUGACUCAAAUUUCCGGACCAAGAAGAUGAGCAGAUUUCCCUAUUCCAUCUCUCUACCUAACUCCUGCAAUAUAUUGGAUUACCGUCAAGUUAUUGAAAGCCUUCCAGAAGAUGAUAAACCUGAUUUCUUUGGCCUGCCUGCCAAUAUUGCACGCUCAUCUCAACGAAUGAUUAGUUCUCUAGUAAUUUCACAACUUCGGAUUUUGAGCAGGUCUGUAACUGCUGGCUGCAAAUUUGACAGAGAUAUCUGGUCUAAUGAGCUUUCUCCAGUCCUCAAUCUGUGGAAGAAGCUUAAUCAGAAUUCCAGUCUGAUUCAUCAAAAGGUGUCUCCCCCUACUGAGCGGCAAGGAUCCCCAAUUCUUUCCUUCAUUAUCCUCGAACAGUUCAAUGCCAUCCGCUUAGUUCAGAGCCUUCAUCAGUCCCUUGCUGCUCUCAGUAAGGUCAUCAGAGGUACCUCGUUGCUGAGCACAGAGGUACAGCAAUUAGCAAGCGCUUUGUUAAAUCAGAAGUGCCCCCUCGCUUGGCAAAGCAAGUGGGAAGGUCCAGAAGAUCCUUUACAGUAUCUCAGAGCCGUUGUUGCACGGACACUUGCUAUCCAGAACUGGGUCAGUAAAGCAGAAAAGCAAACCUUGCUGUCAGAUAUCCUUGACCUCUCAGAACUCUUCCAUCCAGACACGUUUCUUAAUGCCUUGCGACAGGAGACGGCAAGGGUGAUGAGCUGUUCAGUAGACAAUCUAAAAUUUACAGCCUCGUGGAAAGGUCAAAUACGAGAAGCAAAGCUCCAAGUUCAGAUCACCGGUCUUCAGCUGGAAGGCUGCAGUUUUGAUGGGAAUCGACUUUCAGAAAACCAGCACGACUCUCCCAGCGUGUCAUCAGUUCUCCCUUGUUACAUGGCCUGGAUUCCACAGAACGGUUAUGGGCCCUAUUCCCCGGAGGAGUGCAUCUCUUUGCCCGUUUACACCAGUGCUGAGAGGGACUGCGUUGUGACUAACAUUGAUGUGCCAUGUGGAGGCAACCAAGACCAGUGGAUUCAGUGUGGAGCAGCUUUAUUUUUGAAAAACCAAUAAGAGGGAAGUAGACCCUGAAUGUCCUU
Messenger RNA from Euleptes europaea (tarantolino), 12923 nucleotides. RefSeq names its product dynein cytoplasmic 2 heavy chain 1 (gene DYNC2H1). NCBI's taxonomy places the organism in Eukaryota, Metazoa, Chordata, Lepidosauria, Squamata, Sphaerodactylidae. Gene Ontology annotation, biological process: microtubule-based movement. Gene Ontology annotation, cellular component: dynein complex. The record is from RefSeq and is a predicted model, not a curated record. Gene Ontology annotation, molecular function: ATP hydrolysis activity; dynein light intermediate chain binding; dynein intermediate chain binding. The transcript is spliced from 89 exons. The coding region runs from base 1 to 12897 and encodes 4298 amino acids.